AUGUCAAAAGAUCACCAUCACCAACAACAUCAAUACCAACAACUCCAUCCUCCAAUUCCUUCACAACAUCACCAUCAUCACCAUCACCAAUCACAAAAUAGUGAUUCAGAACUCAAUCAUGAUAAUCAUAAAAAGUUUGGACAUGAUAGGAUAGUGUCUAAUUCUUUUUCGCCGCCACCUUUACAUCAAUUUAAUAAUAAUAAUAAUAAUAAUAAUAAUAAUAAUAAUAAUAAUAAUAAUAAUAAUAAUAAUAAUAAUAAUAAUAAUAAUAAUAAUAAUAAUAAUAAUAAUAAUAAUUAUAAUAACGAAAACAAUGGAAACAAUGUAUCAUUUAACCCACACCAAUCAAACAAUAAUAAUAAUAACCCUCCAAUGUCUUCAAAUGAACAAUAUAAACCCAUUUAUGGUCAACCAUCAUCCUUAAGUCACCUUUGGUUUGAAAAUAAAUCUAAUCGAGCGAGUAAUAAUAACAAUAAUAAUAAUCAUAAUAACAAUAAUAAUAAUCAUAAUAAUAAUAAUAAUAAUAGUAAUAAUGAUAAUAAUAAUGUAAGCCUAACAGAAUCAUAUGGGCCACAAGCCCAUGAUCAUCCCCAUCACCACCAUCAUCCUAAUCAUCACUCUAACAAUCAAAACCUUUUCAACCAAUUCUCGCUUCAAAAUUCCACACCGUGUAAUUUAUCUAACAAUGCUGAUAUGAGUAAUUCUAAUCAACAUCAUCAUUCAAAUAAUAGUGAAAUAGUUAGAGAUAGAAAUAUCGAUAACAACAAUAAUAUAAAUAAUAAUAAUAAUAAUACUACUACUACAAAUAAUAAUAAUAGUGGCAACAGAGAUAGAUAUAAAGACUCUGUUGAUGUUUUGGAAAAAUCAACAGAAAAGUCUAAAAUAACUACAUUGGGAAAACAUAACACAAAUAUAAAUAAUAAUAAUAGUAAUAAAUAUAAACAAUUAUUACCACCAUUACCAAUUCCGAAUGAACAAUACAAUGGUAUUGGAAUUGAUAAUGGUUUAUCACAUAGUAGCAGUAAUGGGAGUUUGGGUAGUGCCGAUUCCUUAGACUCACCUCAUACCCCAAUGUCAAGUCCUUCACUUUCUUCACUCUCUCUUAGUCAAAACUUACAUAUAAAUAAUAAUAGUAAUAAUUAUAAUAAUAAUAAUAAUGGCAACAAUAAUAACUUCAAUAACAAUAAUUAUAAUAAUAAUAAUAAUAAUAAUAAUAAUAAUAAUAAUAAUAAUAAUAAUAAUAAUAAUAAUAAUAAUAAUAAUAAUAAUAAUAAUAAUAAUAAUAAUAAUAAUAAUAAUAAUAAUAAUAAUAAUAAUAAUAAUAAUAAUAAUUAUAAUAAUAAUAAUAAUUAUAAUAGUAGUAGUAAUAAUAAUAAUAAUAAUAAUAAUAAUAAUAAUAAUAAUAAUAAUAAUAAUAAUAAUAAUAAUAAUAAUAAUAAUAAUAAUAAUAAUAAUAAUAAUAAUAAUAAUGGUAAUAAUAAUAAUAAUAAUAAUAUUAAUUAUAAUCAAAGUCAUAAUUAUAAUAAUUACACACCUCCUAUUUCGCCAUUAUCUACACCACCACUCACACCAACUGGUAGUUCAAUAAGUGGACCAAUUGGGUUUCUCUCGGGUUCGCCACAAAAUUCACCUAGAAAUCCAAACAGUCCUCGUUUGGAUCCUUUGGUUGUUCAAAAUAAUCAAAUGGUUAUAUAUAAAAGACAAUUUGAUCAAAUGUUAACCAAAAGUAUGGGUGAUGUUUGGUUAAAGAUAAACAAAGAUGUUGAAGAAGGCUCACCUACUUUGCCAAGUGCCACAAGUACUUUACCUUUAGCAAGAAUAAAAAAAAUUAUGAAAUCUGAUCCAGGUGUAAAGAUGAUUUCAUGGGAAGCACCAAUUUUAUUUGCAAAAGCAUGUGAAUUUUUUAUAUUGGAAUUGGCAGCAAGAUCAUGGAUUCACACAGAUUUAAGUAAAAGGAGAACCUUACAACGGUCUGAUAUUAUUCAUGCAGUGGCCAGAGUCGAGACUUUCGAUUUCUUGAUCGAUGUAUUACCAAGAGAUGAAAUUAAGCCUAAAAAAGUUGAUGAUAUUAAACCUUCUUAUAUAAAUUCACCAGAGGGCUUUCCAAUAUCUACUUAGAACCAAUACCUAUUAAUAACUCUGGAAGAUUAAAUUCUAACAAUAAUAAUAACAAUAGUAAUAAUAGAGCCUUAACACUAACAAAUCCUUCUCCUUUGAAUUCAAACCUCACAACCCAAUUACCAAAUAUUCCCACUCCUCAACAUCAAAAUCAAAAUCAAAAUCAAAAUCAAAAUCAAAAUCAAAAUCAAAAUCAACAUCAACAUCAAAAUCAAAAUCAAAAUCAAAAUCAAAAUCAAAAUCAAAAUCAAAAUCAAAAUCAGUAUCAACAUCAACACCAACACCAACACCAACACCAACAUCAACACCAACAUCAUCAACAUCAUCAACAUCAACAUCAUCAACAUCAUCAUCAUCAACAUCAACACCAAAACCAAAACCAAAACCAAAACCAACACCAACAACAUCAACACCAAAUUUAUCAGCCAAAUCAGCAACAAAUUCACCAUAUAAAUCAUCAAUUAGGAAUGCAUCACCACAACCCACAUCAAAACCAAAAUCAACACCCUAUGUACUCUCACCAAUUCCAAAAUUAUUCGCAAGUUGCAUUCAAUAAUAAUAAUAAUAAUAAUAAUAAUAAUAAUAAUAAUAAUAAUAAUAAUAAUAAUAAUAAUAAUAAUAAUAAUAAUAAUAAUAAUAAUAAUAAUAAUAAUAAUAAUAGUAAUAAUAGUAAUAAUAGUAAUAAUAGUAGUAAUAAUAACAAUAACAACAAUAAUAACAAUAGUAAUAACAACAAUAACAACAAUAAUAAUAAUAAUAAUAAUAAUAAUAAUAAUAAUAAUAGUAAUAAUAAUAACAAUAGUAAUAAUAGUAAUAAUAACAAUAACAAUAAUUACAAUAAUUAUAAUGGUAAUAAUAAUAAUUAUAAUAAUUAUAAUAGUAGUAGUAAUAAUAAUAGUAAUAAUAAUAAUAAUAAUAAUAAUAAUAAUAAUAAUAAUAAUAAUAAUAAUAAUAAUAAUAAUAAUAAUAAUAAUAAUAGUAAUAAUAAUAAUAAUGGAAACAAUAAUUUUGAAAAUAUAAACCCUUUCCAACCUCAUAAUCAUAUGCAGUCUCAGUACUAUUAUAAUCAAUCAAUUAACCAAUACCAAAACCAAAACCAUAAUAAUAAUAAUAAUAAUAGUAAUAAUAACAAUAGCAAUAAUCAAAAUUCAAAUAAUAUAUAUACCAGACAGUAUGAAAAUGAGGAAGAUGACGAAAAUGAAGAAGAUCAAAAAUCUUCCACUUCAGGGUCAGAGUCAGAAUCUUAA
Molecule: messenger RNA, 3365 nt
Organism: Dictyostelium discoideum AX4
Lineage: Eukaryota; Evosea; Eumycetozoa; Dictyosteliales; Dictyosteliaceae
Exons: 2
Cellular component (GO): nucleus
Molecular function (GO): protein heterodimerization activity
Source: RefSeq, a predicted model, not a curated record